AUCCCAAGAAAUUAUAUCUCUCUUUGUUGACUUUUCUACAAAUAAAACAUUUUCAUAAUCCUUGGUUUGACAACAGUAGUUGGCCUAUUAUAAGAUGAAGAAAUAUCCUGCAGAAGCAGAUUGAACAUCCGAAAGAAAGACCAAAAAGCAAAAGAGAGUGUGUAAUGGCUUUGAAUGAAUUUUCACCUGUGAUUAAACAAGAGGACAAUGAAUUCCUCACAGCCAUAGUUCCUAGCUGUGGUCUUAUCUAUUCAGCAGUUUUGAAUGCUGCAAUUGAACUAAACAUAUUUGAGAUCAUAGGUAAGGCAACCCCACCUGGUGUCUCAGCCUCUGAAAUCGCUUCUCAGCUUCCAAAACAGCACCCAGAAUUGCCUAGAAGGCUUGAUCGCAUGCUGUGUUUGCUUGCUAGUCACUCUCUUCUUACCUGUUCCACACGCCCCAAUCAAGCUUUUGGGGUUGAAAGACUCUAUCAAUUAUCAAGGGCUGGUAAAUACUUUGUCAAUGAUCCGAAUAGAGGCUCCUUAACUUUAUUGCCAAUAUUUCUUGCUCACCAAACUCUCGUGGAUGUUUUCCUCAAUUAUAAGGAGGUCCUUUUAGAUUGUGACAAUGACAUAUACAGUAAAGUCAAUGGAAUGCCUUUUUAUCAAAGCAUACAGAGAGAUUUGUCAUUGAAUCAUAUUUUUAAUAAAUCGAUAGCCGAUCUAUGCAAAGUGGAGAUAGGGAAGAUACUCGAAAUAUAUGAUGGAUUUGAAGGAAUAUCAUCGUUGGUUGAUGUGGGAGGUGGCAUUGGACAAAAUUUGAAUGUGAUUAUCUCCAAGUAUCCUUCAAUUAAGGGUAUCAAUUUUGAUCGACCCCAAGUGAUACAAAAUGCUCCAGCUUAUCCAGGGAUAGAACAUGUUGGAGGAGAUAUGUUUGAGAGUGUUCCAAAAGGUGAUGCAAUUAUAUUAAAGGCUGUUUGUCACAAUUGGCCUGAUGAAAAAUGCUUAAAAGUUUUGACUAAUUGCUAUGAAGCUCUGCCCCAAAAUGGUAAGGUGAUUGUUGUGGACUUCAUAAUGUUUGAGACAAUUCAAUCAUCUGAUGCAGAAAAGUUUGCUUCCAGUAUAGACAACCUUAUGUUUAUUUUUGGUGGGAGAGAAAGAACUGAGAAGGAAUUUGAGAAUCUGUGUAAAGACUCUGGCUUUUCUAGUUUUAAAGUUAUUUGCCGUGCUUUCUCAACUUUAGGAGUGAUGGAAUUUUAUAAAGCAUAAUUUGGUAGGUUUUCGACACUUAAUUUAUCACAUGAAAUGAAAAGACUUAGUCUGCUGUUGUAUUUGAAUAUGUUAUUCCAAUGAUUUUAUAUAGUCAGCAUACUUGUAUUCAGUGAGAAGGUAUAGGCAGGUUUUGAGCACUUGCAAUACCUACCUACCAGGAACAUUUUUUAGUAUGCCUUAUUAUGUGCAUCUUUUCAAUUUUAAGGGAUAAUGAAUAAAUAUGUGUAUCUUGCGAUUGUUUU
Abrus precatorius (Indian licorice) is the source of this 1492-nucleotide messenger RNA. RefSeq names its product isoliquiritigenin 2'-O-methyltransferase-like. Gene Ontology annotation, biological process: methylation. Lineage: Eukaryota; Viridiplantae; Streptophyta; Magnoliopsida; Fabales; Fabaceae. Bases 165 to 1247 code for a protein of 360 amino acids. The record is from RefSeq and is a predicted model, not a curated record. The transcript has 4 exons. Gene Ontology annotation, molecular function: S-adenosylmethionine-dependent methyltransferase activity; protein dimerization activity; O-methyltransferase activity.